Molecule: messenger RNA, 2641 nt
Organism: Emericellopsis atlantica
Lineage: Eukaryota; Fungi; Ascomycota; Sordariomycetes; Hypocreales; Bionectriaceae
Exons: 4
Coding region: 1-2424 (807 amino acids)
Biological process (GO): regulation of DNA-templated transcription
Molecular function (GO): zinc ion binding; DNA-binding transcription factor activity, RNA polymerase II-specific
Source: RefSeq, a predicted model, not a curated record
AUGCCUGCCCCAAUAUAUCCUGACCACGACCUUGAGAUGGCUUCCGGCCACAGGAGAUAUCACCACAAUGCCCGGCGACCCCCUAUCAUCCACCACGACACGUCCGAGAGGCCGCAGCCCACGCCAGGUGCUUAUGGAGUGGUCACCUGGGGGCAGAGCUUGCGUCGCUCAGGCUCACAUCAGAGCUAUGCUAGAAGGAGUCUGGCACCACCUCGUCCAUGGAGAAGACCUCGCGGGAGGUCACUCGGCUCUCUCGCGCCAGGACGACCCCAGUAUGCGAACCAAGAACCGGCUACCACAAGUUACGACCCCAAUGCAGGUAUCCAGGGGCUUCAGAUCCAUGGACCCCAGGGCGCCUUCUCGGCUGAGCUGCAACCGCAGACUCUCGGGUUUUGGAAUUUUGCUGAACCCUUGUAUCAAGAGCAGGCUGUCUCGCUGGGACCCCAGCACGGAAUGUGGAAUACGCCACCUCCUGCGUUCAAGAAUAGUAUCGCGCAGUCCUUUCAGCUUCGGCUACCGGGCCAGUGGCCAGGACCGGGGCCAUUCUCCUUCUCUUCGGAUAAUAGUGCUCAGCAAAACCCCCUUUUGAUGAGCGAUACCUGUCCAACCACACUUGUGUCAUGUGAUAACCCCAUCCAAGACGCUCGGCAGGCUUCAAUGGACGUAUUUGGAUUUCGGGACCCGUUCUACCUGGGCAGUGACAUGUCUAGCUCGGGUGCUGGACCCCCUGGAAUUGGAGAACCGCGCGACCUCGGAGCUGGUGAUGAUGUGGCCCAGCUUCCGAUGGACCCUUACCAUCGAAGCCACCAGGAUCCCAGCGUGUCUCCCAAGGACACCCAGAGCCGGAACAUGUCCAUGUACACGGGCAAAGCAACCUGUGACCUGGGAACCUUGGAUUCAUUGAGUAGCCACCACGAUACCGGGCAUGUAUAUCCCGCGGAGUAUCGAGGGCUUUCCACCGAGGGCCUAGAAUGGGCAGGACUAGGAGGUAGUUUCGGAAAUGGGGCGCCCCAUGUGCCAGAGACCCGGAAUCCCUGGACAGACCAAGGAUAUGUUGGAUCCCAACAAGUCACUCCAAGUGGACAAGGACAGCACCUCGGACAGGGACAGGGUGACACUGUGCCCUCGGGAUAUCCCGCUGGCCAUUCGUUGGGAGAACCAGCUGGCCAACCCCCUGAGGAGCCUGUGAGACAACAGACUACAAGAGCAGUGAGAUCUGGAGGCCGAAACGGCCCGCUGGGAACGCCAGAAAGAGAAGCGGCUAGACAAGUCCGAGUCAACCGUACAGCCUGCAUCAGGUGCAGGGUCAAGAAGAUCAAGUGCCGCCCCCCGGCGGAAAGGCACGUCCGCGACCAGCAGCCUUGCGUCCCAGCCGAUAUACUACAGCUCGUCAAGCAGGGCGGGCUCAACCUAGAGGGCAAGUCAACGCCAAUGGCGGCACUCUACGCCUCGCACGGCACCGACGGAAUGAACCCCAACACAGGCGUUUCCCGUGUGCACAUCGAUCUUGUGCCGGAUACGAUCCAUCUACCCACGCUCUGCCACGGUAUACAGCGCCGCAUCUCCGAGGGUCACCAAAAAUUGCACGUCUGCAUACAACCCAGAGCAGAUGCCCCUGACGAGACUCUGUACAAGAUCGAUCUGAAGGGGUGCCUCGCAUGGAUCCAACAGCUUGAACUAGGUGCACCAGCCCGGUCCUUUCGGGACCUGAUUGAUCAUGACAUGCCUACGUUCAAAAACUGGCAAGACUGGGUCUCCUUCAGCGAUGAAUGCAAGAAUGUCAGCAUCAAGACAGUCGACGUCGUCCAUCUCGUGGAGAGACUUUUGCGGUGCAACGAGAUUUCGCAUUUUCAACACUUCAAAAUCGGCAGCAUUUCUUCAGGCCUGGACGACAUUGGUAUCCCUCUUUCGCGCAUCGUCGCCCGAGGACUCGAGUUGGUGGUCUUUGAACGCGUCCAAAACACACUCAACAACCAAAAGAGACGAGACCCCUUUACGCCCGAGCUUCUGCGGGCGACAGGACAACUCACCAUGUUCGUCAUGCGACGUCUGUCCUGGCCCGGCGUGUUUGGCUGCAGGGCAGAUGAAAACGCCAGGGAGGAAUUCGAGAAUCGACUAGACGAGAUCUGUCGACGACUGCACUACCAUUACGGCUACAUCGUGCAGGACAGGGGCGUACAACCGGACAGCGACGUUGACUCGGCCCUUGUCGCUGGAGAGGAAGUGCGAGCGAGAUUUCCCUGCCAAUCGUUAGGAGCGCGGUCACUGCCGUGCGCGGAGUGGACUGAUGAAGGGUAUCGAGCCUGGCUGAACGAGUGCCGGAAGAGUCUGUGGCAGGCUUCACAGUUACCGAAGGACGUCGUGGCCAUGACAACGGAGAGUGGCCACGGUGAAUCGGUACGACAGCGACGAGAGCAAAGAUAGGAAUUGAACUUGGACAUAUCCAGCGACACCACGCACAUUACAGUAGGAUACAUGACAACAGCAGUAUGGUGGGGAAAAGAAAAGAAAGGAAAUCACGAAACGGAACAAGGAACACACAAAUUUGGGGCUUUCUUUCAACAACUGCUCUGAUAGAGUCAAUUCUCGACUUCUGCUCAUGCUUGGGAGGAUGCAUUAGAAUAGAGGGCUCACAGUACAC